This is a messenger RNA of Varanus komodoensis (Komodo dragon), 6738 nucleotides long. RefSeq names its product estrogen receptor 1 (gene ESR1). The record is from RefSeq and is a predicted model, not a curated record. Lineage: Eukaryota; Metazoa; Chordata; Lepidosauria; Squamata; Varanidae. Gene Ontology annotation, cellular component: nucleus. Gene Ontology annotation, molecular function: sequence-specific DNA binding; zinc ion binding; nuclear estrogen receptor activity. The transcript has 10 exons. The coding region runs from base 216 to 2102 and encodes 628 amino acids. Gene Ontology annotation, biological process: regulation of DNA-templated transcription; steroid hormone receptor signaling pathway.
UUAACAACAGAGGACCAUAAGAUGGGAGCACAGGAGCCCUGAAGUUGUCCAUCAACAGGUAGCGGCAGACCAAGCAAGUGCUCAUGGCCUAAUCAUAGGCUUCCCCACUACGCUCUUUGAUCUUUUCUUUCUGAGAAUUCAAAUAUUUGCCAAGAAAGAGCAACUGUUGCUGAAACACUGAAGUCCUAUUUGUUCCACCUGAGAGAUGACAAUGCAUGAUUGUCUUUACACAACAGCCAAGAGGCAACAUCAAAACGUUAACAACUCAACUCACAUGUGGAUUGCAAGCUCCUGAUUCUUCUUCGAGCAUCAGACUGAGCUAUGCUACGUGUUCACUGCCGCUGACAAUGACCAUGACCCUUCACACAAAAACCUCCGGUGUUGCCUUGCUGCACCAGAUACAAGGCAAUGAACUAGAGACUCUCAGCAGACCUCAGUUGAAGAUUCCUCUGGAACGACCGAUCAGCGACAUGUAUGUGGACAGCAACAAGACUGGGGUCUUCAACUACCCAGAAGGCGCUGCUUAUGACUUUUCCACUGCCGCUCCGGUGUACAGCUCAGCCAGCCUCAACUAUGCCCCCACAACAGAAUCGUUUGGGUCCAGCAACCUGGGAGGAUUUCAUUCUCUGAAUAACGUGCCUCCAAGCCCUGUUGUGUUUCUACAGACGGCACCGCAGCUCUCACCAUUUAUUCAUCACCCCAGCCAGCAGGUCCCUUACUACCUUGAGAACGAAUCGAGUAGCUUUGCAAUGAGAGAAGCUGCACCAACUGCCUUCUACAGGCCAGGCACAGAGAACCGACGUCACGGUGGAAGGGAGCGAAUGUCCAGCACCACUGAAAAGACGAACGUGUCCAUGGAAUCCAGCAAGGAGACCCGCUACUGUGCUGUGUGCAAUGACUAUGCCUCGGGCUACCAUUAUGGUGUUUGGUCCUGCGAAGGCUGCAAGGCCUUCUUCAAGAGAAGUAUUCAAGGUCACAAUGACUACAUGUGCCCUGCUACAAACCAAUGUACCAUUGACAAGAACAGACGGAAGAGCUGCCAGGCUUGCAGGCUCCGAAAAUGCUAUGAAGUUGGAAUGAUGAAAGGUGGAAUUCGGAAAGACCGCAGAGGUGGCCGUAUCCUGAAACACAAACGGCAGAGAGAGGAGAAUGCAGGGGCUGUGGCGGAGGUGAGGAAUCCCAGCCUUUGGUCAAGCCCCCUGGUGAUGAAGCAUACCAAAAAGAACAGUCCAGCCUUGUCUCUCACUGCAGACCAGAUGGUCAGUGCCUUGCUAGAGGCCGAGCCACCUGUGGUCUACUCAGAGUAUGAUCCUAGCAGACCUUUAAAUGAAGCUUCUAUGAUGACGCUGUUGACCAACCUUGCGGACAGAGAACUGGUGCACAUGAUCAAUUGGGCUAAAAGAGUUCCAGGAUUUGUGGAUUUAUCACUCCAUGAUCAGGUCCAUCUACUGGAAUGUGCCUGGUUAGAGAUACUGAUGAUUGGCUUAGUGUGGCGAUCCAUGGAGCACCCAGGAAAGCUGUUGUUUGCCCCUAACCUAUUACUGGACAGGAAUCAAGGAAAGUGUGUGGAGGGGAUGGUGGAAAUAUUCGACAUGCUACUGGCAACCUCCUCUCGCUUUCGAAUGAUGAAUGUCCAGGGGGAAGAAUUUGUGUGCCUUAAAUCCAUCGUCCUACUCAAUUCUGGUGUCUACACCUUUCUUUCCAGCACAUUAAAAUCACUGGAAGAAAAAGAGCACAUCCAUCGUGUUCUAGAUAAAAUCACCGAUACUUUGAUACAUUUGAUGGCCAAAUCGGGUCUCAAUUUGCAGCAGCAGCACAGGCGAUUGGCUCAGCUCCUUCUCAUCCUUUCCCACAUCAGGCACAUGAGCAAUAAGGGAAUGGAGCACCUCUACAACAUGAAGUGCAAGAAUGUGGUUCCACUUUACGAUCUGUUGCUGGAAAUGCUCGAUGCUCACCGCUUGCAUGCCCCUACAGCGAAGGAUAUGCCCCAGGGUGAAGGAGAGCCCGUGAACCAGCUGGCACCAGCAUCCACUUCAAUGCAUUCCUUACCACCUUGCUAUGUGAACAAACAGGAAGAUGAAAAUGAGCAGGAAGCAAUGUGAGAAUUUCCAUUUCGAACAGCCUACAGGUUUCUGAGAAUCCCAUCAGAUAACUAUCUACUUCAGGCUUAGCUGAACUGGUACCAUGUGUAAACACUCCAAUAUUCACCAGUCACAAUGAAUCCCAAAAUAUUGAUUGCUGAAAUUGUUAUGGGAAGGACGUUGAUAAUUUUGAACAUAAUAGGGGAAUUCAGAAACAGCCUUCUGUUUUUUGCGUUAAACGUAAAACAAACAUGAGGAUUCCUGUAGUCUCUUUGACGGCAUCAGACUGAUAAAUUGGGUGAGCUUUCUUUUUGAAAUCAAUUGGGCAAAAGAUCCCAGCUGAGUUUGAGUAGGUGAUGUUUACAUGUAAUGUUUAUUUGUUACUUGGUCAAUACAGGAAUUUUACUUCCCGCACACUAAAACAAUGAAGAACGUAGAUUUUGUUAGACCGCUUCAAAUUGCAAGGGAGGAAAAUAAUGGAUUUAGAAUCUUUUGAGACUUUUAAUUUCAGGGAUAUAAUCAAUAUACAGCUAGAUGGAGUUUAUGCUCUCAAACAUUUUAGACUGCUCAAACGGUUAUCUUCAUCAAAGCACCCCUCCGUUAAUUUACUGGGGACUGACACUGAGGUGUUUGGUAGGUACAGUGGCACCCCAGUGAGUUUGGCGUUGAGAUUGAGCAGGUGGGAUUACUCUCACCAAAGACAUUCCUAGCACCUACAAAGAAAGUCCAAUAUGCAGGCCUGCUAAACGUAGCAAGGUGAACCAAAUUUCUGGUAUAAAAUAAUAUCUUUUUUUAUAGUGGUCAAGCAGUCACCUCUGAAAAGGCAGUUACAGGAGGCAUUUGCCACCGAUUCAGAUUUAGCACACAGCAGUUAAUUGCUCUGAACACCUUGGGCAGAAAGUCAUAUUAUAGAGAUGAUCCACUUCACAGGUUACCUGAUAUGGUAUGUAUGAACUGGCCAAAUAUGAGUGAUCUUAUGAGACAGCCCAUCUGUGCUGUCAGCCCCCAGGAAGGUACCACCUUGUAAUGGAAACUUUCAACAGGCUGUGCUCCUCCUGCUUGGUUUUGCAUUUCGUACAGCAGCUGAUCAGCAAGUGGGAUGAAUCCAUACUGGAGCGGCGUCUAACUCUUGGGGCAGCAAAUGAAUGUGGUCUCAUCCCACCUGGUGGGGUAGCUGGUCUCCCGUUGCCUUCCAGAGUGUAAUUUACACCUACAUGUGAACUACACCCAGGCCUUCUAGGACAUUGUCAAAAGCUGACAAGAUCUAGUCCAAAAUGUCCCCACAUUUCAGCCUCCUGACUUUGACAGUUCUCUUUCUUUAAAUAAAAAUUUGCCUAAGGAAAUUAUCCAUGAGGAUAAUUUUGUGCUACUUUUAUACCCCGAAGAGGCUCUAAGCAAAGGCACAAAGGGAGGUUAACAGCAAGUCUCUUUUAAAUGCCAAGAGAUGAAGCUAAACCCUUGAGAAACAGAAUGAAAAUCCAUCAAGGGAAAGCUUUUUUAUUCUGGCUUCAAGUUUGUAGGUCAAACUCUUUUUAUGCAGAUUAUAGGUCAAUAGGCCAAAUGUUGUGAUGUAGAUAAUAUUCUCAUGCAAGCUUCAGAAAAGAUUAAGUCUUAAAUUGUCUGGACUAGCUGCAACCUGAAAACCAUAAAACCAUCACCAUUUUAUGCUGAUUCAAGCCCCCUGAGGGAAAUAUUCCGGUAAACAAAAGGGCCUUUUCAUAUUUCAUAUGUCUGGGGUCAAAAAUAACCCCUUUUAUAGCACGUGCUAGGUUUGAUAUUGACAUUGGAGUUAAAAAGGUUGUAUUCUGACCAUUAUUUUCUUUCCCAAAAAAGUAGGUCUGUUCAUUGCAAUCAAUACUGAACACCAGACUGAAAAUAAUCUAGGCCUCUUAGGUCACAUUUAGGCAACACAAGCAAAUCCUUGAGUUUCUAAUGGAUGAUCCUCAACAUACAAGUAUACCAGUUAGUUCUGCAUUGAAAAGUUAUUAGUGAGUGGGAAAAAUUGUGAGUAAAGGAUUAUUUGUGUGGCACAGCAGCAUACGGCACCUUCUGCCGUGUUUCCCAUGCACAUACUGACCCCAACCAAAGGGACAAGCACGUAUGUGGGGACAGGAUGAGCCUAAAUCUGCAGGGGGUCAUCGCAAGCUGCUUUUGCCGUAUCAUUUCUGCUCCCAGCCCACCUCAAAUCUGUAGCAAGCAUUAAAGCCCUAAUCCUGUGAAUACAUUUUAUCUUGUCUUAAAGUGACAGUGCUCUUACCAAUGUCUCUAUCUUGAGCGUCAGUUCUAGGGGCCUUGCUUUUUAGUAACACAAUUAAAUAUUUGCCUCUGUGCAUUCAACAUGUAGAACAAAACAAAAAUGGUUCUCAUCUGAAAAUUCCCCCAAAUUACUGGGGACUAUAAAGUGCCUUGUCAAAAACUGACACAUUAUUAAAUCUAAGUGCUCAUAUUAUAGCUUAUUUCUAUGCUGUUGGUACAAUCAUAUAUUGCAUUGCAUGAUGUAUAAACAGGACGUCAAAAUGUGUGUGGAGCCAUAUUAAAACAAGACAUAAAAGUUGCCCAUUUUCAUCCCAAUGCUUAUAAGACGGGCUCCAAUCCUAUACAUACUUUCCUGGGGGUAAACCCCACCGAAUCCAAUGGGACUUAUUACUGAGUAGCCAUGUAAAGCAUUGCAUUAUAAUAAAUGUAAUUUAGGCUGCAGUGAUGCACAGAAGCCACAGAACUUGGAAGGCGACUUCGAUCCAAUGCAUGGAGCAAAGGGUGGCGGUGGGGAGAGUGUCCCUGCUGCAGCCAUGCCUUAUGUCAUGCAUCCUAUCUAGGUGGACAUUUUCAACCCCCUGGACUGAGUGCUGAGGACUGGGAGAAAAGGGGGCUGGGGCAUGGAUAGGGACUGGCAUAAGCCAGCAACCUAGUCUCCUCCACUUCCUGUCCUCCCGGAUGCUCCUUUCCUGCCUCUCCAAGGCUUAGUUGUGUCCUUGGGGAUCAGCUGGAGUAGUUCUUUCCACACUGCCUGUGAGAGGGGUGGGGCAGAGCCUCGAACCUGAUGCCUGAGCUCCGAGGACUUCGGAGCAGGAGCAAAACUACCCCUAUGUCCACACACCCUGACAUUAUAAGGAGGCCAUAGUUUCCUUAUAGUGUCCAAAGACAAAGAGUCUUUGUCUCUUCAUCGGACAUUGCAUUAUUUCAAUGUUCCUAUAAAUUUAAUUGCCCAUUAAAUUUUAAGGAACAUUAAAUUUUGUGUAUUACUAUUUCAGUCCACUGGCUCCUUUUGGGCAGAGGUUUAACAUGUGAACAGAGUCUCCGUGCCUGCAAGAACUUCUUCAUUCACGUCAACAGAAAGGACGUUUUCAUCCAGCAUCUUGGGGCUUUCUCUUCAUUAAAACAAAUGUUCAGAUGCAAGAGUUCUGGGAGUGCAUGGAGAACAAACAUGCCAAAUGCUCAGCUGGAUUUCCCAAGCAGAAUCCACCUUUGAUGACGCUAGAUAAAUGGCCUCUUCUUUGGUUUUACCAGACAAUAGUCACUUGUACUUAAAGCGAUGACUUAAAGAGAUGCCAACUAAGGCUACAAUUAUAUGCACACAGGUGGGAGUAAGGUUCUUUGAGCUCAUCACAGGACUUUUCUGUAACCUUGAUAAUUGCUAAACACAUUGAUUUUGAUAAAUACCUAUAGAAAUAAUUGCUUUGGUUUGGAAAGUAAGCAGACAAAAGCAAGGCAAGCAAGGGCGCUGGGUUGGGGAAAGAACCAUUUGCUACAAGAAUGUGUGGUUUACUAUAAUUAAAUUUGUGGCAGGUCCUCUCGGGUGACUUGGAGGAGAAGUGUGUGUGUGUGUGUGUGUGUGUGUGUGUGUGUGUGGUGUUAAAUUUAAGGAAACUAUAUAAUUCUUAUUGUUACUUUGCUGAAAGCAUUGUUUAUCAUUAUUAUUGAAAGCACCUUAAAUAAUGCAAUGUGUGUGUUUGCAUGUGCUAAUACAUACUUGCAGAACUCACCUAUCAGACAAUUGAAUGUAACUGCUCUGUUAACCCAGACAAUAGAUUAAAGGUGGAAUCCUAUGCAGGUUGAGGCAGAAAAAAGGCCUACAAUUCCCACACUGUCCAUACUUGCAGAAGAUUGCACCCUAAAAUCCAAAAAAACACAAAAACACCCCUUCUCUCAUAUGCAAUCAUUUGUGUCUAUUAUUAUAGAUGGUUAGAAAUCACAAUUUCAUACCAGUUUCAAAUUAACAAUAGUCAAGGCAGGACUAACUCAGCCAAGUAUUGAACCUGAUGAGGAAACAAUCCUUUAAUGCAAGAAGGACCUUCAAGGCAGCUAAUUAUGCUUUUUACCAAAAUCCUAAUACUGAUGGCUCUGAAAGCGAUUUCAGUGGGGCUCAUUGACUGAGUUUACAAAUAUAUAUACACACAUAUAUAUAUAUCUUUACAUUUUAAAACCAAACCACCCUAGAGAUAUAGGAAAUGGGAUAUUACUAUAUGCCAAGUCAUAACAGUUCUGAUUACUAGUCGUAUCUAAUGUUAAUUAAGAGGCUCUGUGAAGAAUACAGUGUGGGGGAUUUUAUUUUUUUACGGUGGUAAAUUUUUCUCUUUUUGGUAAGGGCAAUUUUUCUAACUGACUAUGAAAGCCAUUUUGUACUUAGUGACAUUGUGGAAUCUCACUCAGGAAAGCU